UCCCAGGGAAACCGACAGGUCUAUAGAUAUUCUACCGGAGUAUAAAUUAAAAUGUAGUUUUGAUCAGCGACACUUGUCCCUUUCGAAUUGUCUACAGACAUGUCGAUAGACAAAGUCUAAACCGGCCUUUAUGGUUUAGGGACGUCUCAAGGAUCCCACAUUGCAAUUAAGCUUUCUAUGCCCGUUAUUAUUUGGGUCAUUGAUCGAUUGGCAACUGUGUAACAGCUUUUUCCCCACACAGACUGCCUCACCUCACCCAUGAGUCUACCGGCCGCCCCGCCCAGUUACGCUGAAGCCAUGGCAGGGGACAAGGAGCAGACGUACGGUGGAGUGAUGGUGGCAAUGCCCCCCUACAGUGACAACCUGCCCCCCAUGCCCCCUCCACCGGUGCCCAUCCACACCAGCUGGGCCUACGUGCACCCCAGUCCCAGCCCGGGCUACACCAACCCCUACGCUUCUGACAUGUCCUCUCCCUUCUCUGACCCCAGCACCAGCGACAGCUUGGAUGGAAGCAACUGGGAGGACAAGAACAUCCGACGUAUGUUCAUUCGCAAAGUUUUCUCCAUCCUCAUGGUCCAACUGUUGGUGACCUUUGGUAUCGUGGCUCUCUUCACGUUUUGUGAACCAGUCCGGCAGUUUGUGCAGUACAAUCGAAUCCUCUACCUUGCCUCAUACAUCAUCUUCAUGGGGGCAUACCUGGUGCUAGUCUGCAGCACAAGUGCCCGGCGACAGUAUCCCACCAACCUCAUUCUCUUGGGGAUAUUUACUUUGGCAAUGUCUUACAUGGCAGGAAUGCUGGCUAGCUACCACAACACUAAAGUGGUGAUGCUGUGUGUGGGCAUUACCGCCAUGGUGUGUCUGUUCAUCACGCUCUUCUGUUUCCAGACCAAGGUGGAUUUUACGUCGUGUCACGGUCUGCUCUUCUCUCUCAUGAUGGUGCUGAUGGUGACGGGACUGUUGCUCCUCUUCACCGCACCCUUCGGAUAUAUACCUUGGUUGCAGACAGCGUACGCUGGACUGGGUGCCCUUGUCUUCACGUUGUUCUUGGCCUUUGACGUGCAGCUACUGAUGGGCAACCGGCGGUACUCCCUGAGUCCUGAGGAGCACGUGUUCGGAGCGAUGUGUCUUUACAUGGACGUGGUCUACAUCUUCUUCUUCCUCCUACAGCUGUUUGGGAGUCAGGAGUGAAGUCACACCACCUUGUAGUCACGUUCAAUAGCCCCCUCCCCCCCUCGCUGAGUUUACUUUAUUAGGAUCUCGUUUAGCGACUGCACACAUGCAGCAGCUACUAUUCCUGGGGUCCACAUAAAAUAGUACAAAUACAUUACAAAGUACAGAGCAGUAAUAGACAAGAAUAUAAGAUAUUACAUUAAAUUCAAAAUAACAAUGAAGUAAGUGUGUGUGUGUGUGUGUGUGUGUGUGUGUGUGUGUGUGUGUGUGUGUGUGUGUGUGUGUGUGUGUGUGUGUGUGUGUGUGUGUGUGUGUGUGAGCGAGAGUGAAAGACACAACAAAUGUACUAUUCACACACGUCAUAUAUUCAUAUUCUUAUACACAGUAAAGUCAGAUUAGCUCUAUAGAAAGAGGAGAGGUGAUGUUUUUUUAAAGCUAUUCUUGCUUUUUGCCUAAGAAACCUCUGGUGGCAGAGUAUUCCUCAAUCCCGUGGCUCUUUACAGAACAGGAUAGCCACACCACCUUGUCACGUUCAAUAGCUCCCCCUGACUCUCUCUGCCUCCUCAAGUGUAUACAUCUACUCUGAUAUCCUUAUGCACGUACUUCUGUUUGGUUACGCUCGUACAAGCACACACACAUUUGAGAAUGGAUACAAAUACAUACCGGCACAUAUUUGUAAUCUGACGCAAAUACACACCCGCAGUACACUCACACACACCCGCAGUACACUCACACACACCCGCAGUACACUCACACACACCCGCAGUACACUCACACUCACACACCCGCAGUACACUCACGCACCCGCAGUACACUCACGCACCCGCAGUACACUCACGCACCCGCAGUACACUCACGCACCCGCAGUACACUCACGCACCCGCAGUACACUCACGCACCCGCAGUACACUAUCACACCCGCAGUACACUCACACACCAGCAGUACACCAUCACACCCACCAUAUACUAACACAUCCACUCUGAGGUAUCUUAUAAAAGCAUAGUUUGCGUAUAUUUUUCCUCUCCCUGAAUGUUGACACACAACUUAAUUAAGUUUAAAAAAAUAUAUAUAUAUAUAUAAUUUGAAGUGUGUGCGUGCGUGCCUGCGCGACUGCUGGGAUUUCAGUUCUGUCUGCACAGGCAAGCUCCUACCUCUAGGGGGCACUUCAGCCCUUGCCAAUCUCCAGAGUGUUGCUAACUCUGGGCCUGUGUAAGGGUUAGAACCAAUCUAGGGGCUGGGGUCAAUUUGAAUUGAAGAUGGGUCAAUUCAGAAAGUAAAUUUGAAUAAUAAUUUUAAACCAUUUUAAAUUACUUUUCAAUAAACUGAGGAGUAGAAGCUAUUUCUAGUGUUUUAAAAAAAAUGUAUUUCCUGAAUUGACUGCCUUCAAUUAAAAUUGACCACAGCCCUGUUGAAUGUUAGAUCUGCACCGAGGCAGUGUUGGAAGGUAAGCUGAUCUCAGAUCUGCCCUACGUCUCCCAAUGUUACUCUUAGGACGUGACCAGGCAGUUGAUGAAUCACAAUGAGACUGCAAAAGAAUAAGCUGACAGUGUGCUGUUGGUGGACAAUCCGUUUGCUGGGACAGAUAUGAGAACGGGUUAAUUGCAACCACGUUUAUUCAGGGUGACUUGUGGUUGACCAGUUAAAUGGACACUGGCUGAUUUCCCCUGGUAGUACUUAAACUUUUCUUGUCUUUGUUAUAUUGGAAUAUAUAUAUAUAUUACAGUUGACAAAUCAGAGUCAUUGCUUUUGUUUAAACAAUUACUUUAAACAGUUUCAGUCACUGGUGAGUCCAAAAGUAUUUCAAGAUUACAUUUAUUCCCUUAAAAUCACAUUUAUAGACAUUGACUUAACCAAGCCGAAAUUUGACCCCGAUUUUGGCACAUCUGGAUUUUCUCAUCUGGGUCUGUGAAACGUCAUCAAGCCAAUGAAGUUGAAGGAUAAAAGUGACGCUUGCAGUCCUUGGUGCAAUAAUGUGUCUUUGGCUAGGUUGCGAUUCUCUAGCCUCGUAUUACCAAGCUGAUUACUGCUGCGGAAUCCGUGAAGCGAAACAGAAUGUAAACUUGCGAGACUUCCGGAUGGUUGUACGAGGUUACCGAUUCUCUACCCUUCUGUUGUACAACCUUCUGGUGUUCGAGGUUACCCUUUUCCAGAAUUUUGCACUCGUUCAUCCCGCCUCAUACAAUUUAAAAGUAUUGGAUUGGUGCAACAUAGCUGGAGGGUGUUUUCACCGUAUUUCUGACACCAGUCCAUCCUUUUAAAUAAAGGGGGGUUGCACACUUUGGAAGAAGGUUAAAGAAAAAUAAUGUAGCUCUUGAGUGAGGAAUGCUUUUUAGGGGGCAAGUUUCGUUUCUUUGUUACAUUUAACUCACUUCCUCUUCUUUGAAUUUACGUGCCCGUGUUACGAGGUUGUCAGGGCAGAUUUCAAGUUAUACUAUGCCUUGGACUGAACUGGCAGGUUUUUUUUUGCUAUCAAAGGUGUUUUUAAAUAGAGUAGUCGUGUGUCUCUUCAAAUAUGUAUGAACCGACCUCGGAUGUAGAACUUGUAUAGAGGCAUGUUUUGAGGUUGUUUUAGUUCAAUUGUGAAGUCAGAGAUCUUCGGGAGGUGGGGUCAGUGUGACGUCAGUUGUCAUUAGCUGACAUUUGACAUGUUAUACAUAUGUCAGGGGUGUUCGACAUAGGCUUAAACCGAGUUAGACACGCUUAGAACAUUCCACUUUUUAAUAUAUUUGUUUUAUUGUUGUUGCAUUUAUUACCUAGAAUUAAAAAAAACAUUUCCUUUUUUAGAUGCCCUGUAGUACACCUUAAUUAUGGCAAAGGCUGGGCUCGUUCUGUUCGGCUGUAUAGGUGCACUGUUUAGUGUGGUCUCUUUUUUUCACAAUGAAACUGCCUAGUGCAUACAAUAUAAUUUGCACGAAGUGAUCGCUAUAGAAUCUCCAUAACAUUUGUUAGCACUUUGUGUAUUUUAAAAGCCAAUUAUUUUUGGUGAAAAGUGAAAAUCUGGCACAUUAACUUUGUAAUACUGAACAAAAAUAUAAACCGGUCCAUUUCUACGAUUUUUACUGAUUUACAGUUCAAAUAACUAAAUCAGUCAAUUGUAAUAAAUAAAUUAGGCCCUAAUCUAUGGAUUUCACAUGACUAGGCACGGGUGUAGCCAUGGGUGGGCCUGGGAGGGCAUAGACUCACCCACUUGGGAGCCAGGCCCAGCCAAUCAGAAAUGAGUUUUUUCCCCAUAAAAGGGAUUUAUUACAGACCGAAAUAGCCCUCAAUUUCAUCAACUGUCCGGGCGGCUGAUCUCAGACGAUCCCGCUGGUGAAGAAGCCGGAUGUGGAGGUC
Messenger RNA from Oncorhynchus mykiss (rainbow trout), 4504 nucleotides. It is a transcript of the gene faim2a, whose product is annotated as Fas apoptotic inhibitory molecule 2a. Gene Ontology annotation, biological process: negative regulation of apoptotic signaling pathway. The record is from RefSeq and is a predicted model, not a curated record. Lineage: Eukaryota; Metazoa; Chordata; Actinopteri; Salmoniformes; Salmonidae. Gene Ontology annotation, cellular component: Golgi apparatus; endoplasmic reticulum; membrane.